AUGGGUGUUCUGAUGAUGGAGCGCCUGCUUGUUCAAGAGCUUCCUCCCUCUGAGCGUGUCCUCAAUGAUGGAAUGCCAGAAUACUGCAUCAUUGAUGGCAAUAAUCAUGUUCAGACAGCAAGGCAGCUUUUCCCUGGCAAGUCUUUGAAGUGGUGUUGUGACAUUGUAGAUAACAAUGUCUCUGAUGAUAACAUCCAUGUCCUUGUGUGGGGCCAGAACCACAUGCAUGAUGAGGCUGCUGUUCACAGGGAUGAGUGGGAGGACUUCUUCCAGCACCAUGACACCCUGUGCACUGACAAGUUCUGGACCAUUAAUUGA
This is a messenger RNA of Acanthamoeba castellanii str. Neff, 318 nucleotides long. RefSeq lists its product as uncharacterized. The transcript has 2 exons. Bases 1 to 318 code for a protein of 105 amino acids. NCBI's taxonomy places the organism in Eukaryota, Discosea, Longamoebia, Acanthamoebidae. The record is from RefSeq and is a predicted model, not a curated record.